CCCCGCGCGGCCGGCGUGGGACCCCCGCCGCCGGGGCCGCCGCCGAGAUGAACCGCGACAGCUUCGCGGCGGGCGAGCGGCUGGUGUCGCCGGCUUACGUGCGGCAGGGCUGUGAGGCCCGCCGCUCGCACGAGCACCUCAUACGGCUGCUGCUGGAGAAGGGGAAGUGUCCAGAGGAUGGUUGGGAUGAAAGUACACUUGAACUUUUUUUGCAUGAGCUUGCCAUCAUGGAUAGCAACAAUUUCCUGGGCAAUUGUGGUGUGGGAGAAAGGGAAGGGAGAGUCGCAUCUGCAUUAGUUGCUCGACGUCAUUACAGGUUCAUUCAUGGAAUUGGACGAUCGGGUGAUAUUUCUGCUGUGCAACCAAAAGCUGCAGGUUCUAGCCUUUUGAACAAAAUUACCAAUUCUUUGGUCCUGGACAUCAUAAAGUUGGCUGGUGUCCCUGCAGUGACCAGCUGCUUUGUAGUUCCCAUGGCGACUGGUAUGAGUCUAACCUUGUGUUUCUUAACGUUACGACACAAAAGACCAAAGGCAAAGUAUAUUAUAUGGCCAAGAAUAGACCAGAAGUCUUGCUUUAAAUCCAUGAUCACUGCAGGUUUUGAGCCUGUGGUGAUAGAGAACGUGUUAGAAGGUGAUGAGCUGCGCACAGACCUGAAAGCAGUGGAGGCUAAAGUCCAGGAACUUGGGCCUGAUAACAUUCUGUGUGUUCAUUCUACUACAUCCUGUUUCGCUCCAAGGGUGCCUGAUAGAUUAGAAGAACUGGCUGUGAUUUGUGCUAAUUCUGGCAUUCCACAUAUAGUCAACAAUGCUUAUGGAGUGCAGUCUUCAAAGUGUAUGCACCUCAUCCAGCAGGGGGCUCGGGUUGGCCGAAUAGAUGCUUUCGUUCAGAGCUUGGACAAAAAUUUUAUGGUUCCAGUAGGUGGUGCUAUAAUUGCUGGCUUUAAUGAUUCCUUCAUUCAGGAAAUCAGCAAGAUGUAUCCAGGAAGAGCUUCAGCUUCACCUUCUUUAGAUGUCCUUAUUACUUUGUUAUCACUUGGAUCAAAUGGCUAUAAGAAGCUAUUGAAAGAAAGAAAGGAAAUGUUUUCAUAUUUGUCCAGCCAACUGAAGAAGCUGUCAGAAAGCUACAAUGAAAGACUGUUGCAUACACCUCACAAUCCCAUAUCUUUAGCUAUGACACUUAAGACACAAGGUGAACACCAAGACAAAGCUAUCACUCAGCUCGGCUCGAUGCUUUUUACCAGACAGGUUUCUGGAGCCAGGGUUGUGCCUCUUGGGUCUGUGCAAACCGUGAGUGGCCACACUUUCCGAGGCUUUAUGUCACAUACAAAUAAUUACCCUUGCGCUUACCUCAAUGCUGCAUCAGCCAUUGGAAUGAAGAUGCAGGAUGUGGACUUGUUCAUCAAGAGACUUGACAAGUGUUUAAAGACAGUAAGAAAAGAACAAAAUAAGGAGAGUAAUGUAUCUGGAGUUGACAAUUAUGACAAAACUGAAGAUGUGGAUAUUGAAGAAAUGGCUUUAAAACUAGAUAAUGUGCUUUUUGACACGUACCAGAAUUCUUCCUGACAUUUGAAAGGUUUCUUUUUUAUCAUUUGAAAAAAGCGAUGAGGCUGCAGUGCAAAUAAGCAGUUUAAAGAUAAGACUUGAGGUUUCGGAAUUGAGAAUUUCACGGAGAAUAUUUGGUCAAGGGAUAGAAUGUGGCUGAGCGAGCCAUUGAGGACUGUUAGGUUCUUUUACUCUUAGACUGCCUCAAUCAUUAUGACCCUUAACAGAUAAAAUACAAUUAAGAUUUUUUCUAAUUGUUAGAAUAUUUGUCAAUUAAACAUGAUUCAGAUAAUUCUUACUAAUGUGACAGUCAAAUUACUUCUAAUUCUUUUUGAAAUGCUUUCUCCUAACAAUACCAUUCACAAAUUACUUAUGUUUCUGGUCACAGAGAAUUUAGAAUGAUCCAAUGCUACUAUUUACAAGAUGUUGAUAUGUGUAAGUCAUGGUCUGCCUGUGAAAUGGACACUUCCCCGGGGAAGCAGAGUCCAGGCGUAAGCUUCAGUUUUCACUCAGUAGCAGUGGUUCUCAACUGGGGAUGAUUUGCUUAUAUCUAAGCAACGUGGAGGGACAUUUUUAGUUGUCACAACCUGUGGAAUGCUGUUGACAUCUAGGGGUGGAGGCCAGGGGUACUACUGCUCAACAUCCUGCAGUGGACCAGAAAACUUCCCAGAGCAGAGCCCCAAAUCUCAGUAAUACUGAGGUCGAGGAAUACUACUCUAAACAAACUUCCCAAGUAAAGUUUUCCACGGCAACUUUAGUUGUUCAGUAGCGCUUCAAAGAAGAAAGCUCUACAAAUGUUAUCAAAUUAUAUAGCGUUAGAUUCUUAAGUGAUAACCAGGAUUACCAGUUCUAAACAUGAGAUCUUAGGGCAUUUGUGCGUUUUUCCCUUUGGGCAGGUGAAAGCUUUAUUCCACUGUUUUUGCCUGAAGCAGGCUUUGCAUAUUGGACAUUUUGUUCAGCUGUUGUACAUAGCCAUUAUCAAGAGUGGUUAACCUGGGUAUUUUUGAACAUAUUUUUGCUAGGGAGAUGAAAAUGAUGUAGUAGGAUAAACAGAUGUAUUUCCCUCUGCCCACCCCUUCCCCCAUCCCCAUGCUCACAUUCUUCUUAGUCUGAUAUUCCAGACUUACUGGCUAUAACAAUUUUUAUUGUUUAUUUUUGAGAAAUAGACUAAUGUCUCAAAGCUUGAGGAAUUAGUGAAGCUUUUGAGUACACCAAAAUGCCAAAGUCCUAUUUCUCUAUACCUCCUUGGUGGAGCAGUAUUCCUAUGAGAUGCUCACGGGGAUAAAGUGUUUCAUAGGCAGAUAAUUUUGGGCCUUUGUAAACCUGCCUAUCAGCAUGUUAAAGGCUCUGAGAUACCUUGGAAGCCAGCUUAAAUAUGGCCUUAACCAAAGGUGGAACCCUUUUUUUCCAAUUAAAUACUUACUGACAUCCCGCUGAACAUGCUUUUGAAAACGUUGCAGUUGAGAAUGCCACCUCAGUUUCUGGGUUGUGUUUUUCUUUGUUGAUUUAGUAAUGUAAACCAUCUUAAACAUGAGCUCCGACAGAUACCACUCCUAUCAGUGUGUAAGUUAAAAUACUGACACUAACCUGACAACCUUGGAAGUCAAGACUGUUCAGAUAAAGUACUUAAUUAUAAAUAUUGUAAAGGUUACUCUGAAAUUAUUAUAUCUUUGGGGCUCCGAUAUUUUAGAUAUCUUUUUUUUUAAUAGCUAUAGUAACACAUUUCAGAGGUGUAAAUCCUGGAUAAAAAGGUUGUGUGAGGUUUUUUUAUAUGAAUUUGGGACUGAGUUGUAGAACCAAUAAAGCCGAAGAGUCCCAGCCAUACCUCUGGAGUCUACGAGAGGAAAUGAAGCGAUGUUGGAAAUGUUAAGUGCUGGUGGCACAGCUUACUGUACACAUGAGCCAAGAUGGUUUUCUAGAACAAGUGAUCUAUACUGUGUGAUCAUCAUUUAGCUUGAGAAGGCCGGAGCCGAGAGACCAGCAAAUGUUUUCUCAUCUGCAGUGUAUCAGCAGUUCUUGGGCUUCAGCUGCUGAAUAGAUAAUAAUUCUAAUUGAAGAUAAAUUACAUGAACCCACAUGUGAAUGAUAGAUGUGUUGUAACAUUUCAUUCCUGGUGCAUAAAAUCAGCUGCAGUUUUUAUUAUUAGUUCUUUCUUUUCAGAGGUUUUGGAAUAACAGCUCUAUUCCUGCUGGUUUAUAUUUGACCUUGAGGUCCUAGAAUUCACAAGAGCUUUUGAAGAGGUGCCAUAGGUCCUGUAUACUCAGGCUUGCCUUCGCUCCUACCCCAGUCUCAUUUUUGCUCACUCUUGUCCAUUUCCACAUGUAACUAUAAAUAAGUAUGUACAAUUAUUUAUUUUAAAUUGUUAGUACCAACCAGUAAACCUCAUAAUUGGCCUUCGUUACCUUCGACAGUGGCUGGGGAGCAACGGCCUGAUGCCUUUUCUGAUCAGGACUAAGAUGACCUGUCUUUAUGAUCUGACUGCCCUUAUUAAGGUUCUCAGGCAGAGUUUGGGAGUUUGGUUUUUAAAGUCAUUGGACUGUGGUAGUCUUCCCAGAAAAGAAAAUUGAAUAACACAAAAUAUUCUUUAGGUCACUACACAAUGUGUUACUUAUUCGCUCAGCAGGGAAAGGUGUUUUAAAAUCCAGCUCUCAAUUUGGCUCUUAUGUCCCUCUGCUGAUGAAUUCUCUAUCAGGGAAUGAUAUGUGAUACCAGCCUUAAGAGCCCAGUGUUCAACUAUAAAUCCUUCUAUUUAGCUUUAAGUAUUAGUUGAAGUUAUAGAAUAUGAAUUGUUGAAUACAGUUCUGUUCAUCCAAUAGGCACUUGAUACACAGGAUGGUAAAUUUAAAUAUAAAUUAAGUUUCUACUGAUAUUUCUCCCCAGCACAUAACUGUCCUGUGGUUCUGUUUCUGUAAGCACCCCAUCAUGCCAUCAUGACUCUGUCGAGGCCGAAGCUAUAGGCUGUGUUUUCAUUUGUAGACUAUGUGCUUAGAGAGGCUUUAGGAAAAUUUAAAUGAAAUAAAGACAGUUUUUUUUUUUUUUUAAACCGGUGAGAUUACUUCAAUCUUGAAAUAGCUCAAAAAAAAAAAUCUUGAAGUAGCUCAUCGCGAGAGUAAAAUUCUUGUGUCCCUUCAAAGAGGAGAACAGCCGACAGUUGACAGUAAUAGCAGCAAACUGGUGAGUCUCAUUCGUGUAGCACUCAGAGAAAGAUUUUGCACGCAUGUACGUUUGGUACACCUAAAACUUGAGUUUUUUCUUCCCAUUUCCUAAGAUGUGCUAAUUUCUCCCAAGCCCUUAGAUGGUUGUGUUAUGUCUUGCAUUCAUGAGGUUGACUUUAUUUUGGAACUAGGAAAAAAUCCAGCUUGUGUACAUAGAAACUUGGUCAUUUCAGAAGUGUGGUGCCCUCUGAAUAAUUUGGUAAAAACUGUGAAUAUGCUAUUAGCACUUAAGAAAGAAAUUCCUGUAAGCAGCUUUGCCUUGUCUGUCACAUCAUGUUGAUGAUAUGUUCCUUAUGGCCACUCUUAAUGUACAGGUCUGAGACCUCCCCACUGAGUCUUGUGCCUUUCUUCUUGCUUUCCUUCUCCUUUCAGCCAUAUGGUGUGUACACAUGUCAGGUGAUGAGUUCAGGGCUAAUGAAUAGAUCUUUAUAACAUCCCACCUAAUACUCAGUUCAAUCUAAGGCCUGAGGCAAAAUCUCAAAGUGUUUAUACCGUCUUAUUUUCAUCAAGUGAUGUCAACUUGGAACUUUUAGAGAAACGUGAAGACAAGCUAUGUUUCACCGUAACAAUUGUGAGGGGACUUUACCUACUAGAAUUGAAGCUCAUGUCAGCCUGCUACCCUGUACGUUUACCAAAAGAAAAAGAUGUUUCAAAAAAAUAUUUUUUGGUGUAGACUGUUUAAAAAUAAAAGUGAAUUAUAUAAUUUAUUACAUGAAAUAAAUUUUCAAUAAAUCAUU
Molecule: messenger RNA, 5493 nt
Organism: Canis lupus familiaris (dog)
Lineage: Eukaryota; Metazoa; Chordata; Mammalia; Carnivora; Canidae
Gene: SEPSECS
Product: Sep (O-phosphoserine) tRNA:Sec (selenocysteine) tRNA synthase
Exons: 11
Coding region: 48-1562 (504 amino acids)
Biological process (GO): selenocysteine incorporation; conversion of seryl-tRNAsec to selenocys-tRNAsec
Molecular function (GO): O-phosphoseryl-tRNA(Sec) selenium transferase activity; tRNA binding
Source: RefSeq, a predicted model, not a curated record